GGGUAUUUUAGAGCUGGCAGUCUUUAUAUACGUGCAUUUAGUGUAGUGUUUACCACAGCACUAAUAGGAUUGAUCCUGAGACAUGGAGCUGCGAGUGCUGCAGGAGCCUGAAUGAGAUGUGCUGAACUGACAUAAUGUUAUGCCUGGAACAUUCACAGAAUGGGUUUCAGUAAAUAAACCUGUCCAGAAGUGAAGGGACGACUAAUACAAAUCUCAUAAAACAAGAGGUGUUUCAGGUAGAUUUUGAAUUGCUCAGCAUCUGUUCAUGGAGACCACAAGUAAAUCCAUGAAUCUUACUUUCUCCAUUGAGGACAAAAAUGGAAAUAACAUCACCUGCCCCAGUGAGCCUUCUCCCGAUUCACUAAGGGGCUCUAGCAAUUUGAGUUGUGGCGGUUCAGACAGUCCUCUUGAUGUAGAAAUGGAGGACUGUAUAACUCGCCCAACAAAAGACGAGACGACUUCCUCAAAGGUAGUGAAAUCAAACAGAGUAAUUGCUGUAGACUUUGAGAGCUGGAAUGAGAAUAUGGCUCUCUUGAUGAUAGUGGACACAAAAAACACUGAAUGCAAUGGCAGUGACAGAAGCUCGGAAACCUCCCCUGACUGUGGAGAGCAAGAGCUGUCUGAGGUGGACUCCCGCGAGCCAUCAGGUCGUGGAUCCAGUGAGAACUGCUGCUCUGUGAGCUCAGGUGAAAUGGUCAUGAGGGGUAGCAGCUUUGUCUUGCACGAGAAUGACCAGCCACUUAGCGUCUCACUAAUCAGUGAGUCCAGAACCUCCUUGGAUAUAUCUUCAGAUCUCGGCGUGGUAUCCGGCAUGUUACCUGAUGUGUGUGAAGGCUUAGCUGAGGUGCCACAAGCAGAGCCCAAGAAUCAGGGCCUGGAGUGUACCUACAUCCAAGCCAACAAUAAGACCUUUCUCAUAGAUGAAAAGUCAUUGAGCAAUGAGAAACUUGAAUGUGUUACACCUGUUCAUUAUCAAAAAUUCAAUGUGCAAAAGUUGGUAUGCAACAGCAGUGGAUCAAAUCAGUCAACACCAGUGGAGGGAAAAACUGUUCUUAUUACUGCUUCUGAGGAUUUAGAUAUUAGUGGCAAUGCUCAGACAUCAACUCCAGUGCAGUCUGUGAAUAACAAGACAUUUUGCCUCCCAUCUUUGUCUGAGUCACCUCUGAAUAAAGUUGAAGGUGAUUCAGUGAGUCCAAUGGCUCAAUUUAUUAGCCAGCAGCAAGGUGCUGCCUCUCAAAAAUCCAAAACACCAUUGAUUUCAGCAAGUAAAAGCAAAAAAAUUGAAAUAAAACGAUUUCCGAAGCCUAACUUCAGUAGUAUAAAGUCUAAAAUUAUGUCACGUGCCACCAACCCCUUUAAGACAUCAAGUACACCAGUUCCAAAGUCUUCAUCAAUCUCCAUCCCUCAAACUAAUGAAAGCCAGACUACGGACCAGCAUAAGUCACCUCCUACCAAAUCCACUUCUGCUGCAAUAACCAGCACAUCUGCCACACCAGCUCGAAAUGUAAAAAUCUGUAAUGCAGCUAAAAGAACUCUCUCAUCUUGCCAAGAAAGUGGUCCAGCCUCGAAAUCUCGACCUCGUCGAUGGUCUGAAAGCGCGACCUCUUCAAAAACAAGUAAAGAUGGAACACAAGAGAAGAAUUCACAGGUCAAUGGAGUUUUGAACAACCUCGUCACACCACAAAAAAACACUAAAGGAGGUGCAAAGUCCAAACCUGUAGAAACUCAGUCAAAUAGAGAGGACUCGCAGGGGAAUGAGUUAAUGAAGGUUCGUGGGAAGAAUCAGAAAGUCAGUCUGUUGCCGGUGUCUGCCAGGCCAGCAGCAGCAUGUGAGUGGAGUAGAAGCAGGCUUGGCUCCCAGCCAUCCCCAGCCAGGACAGGAGGUGCCUCUGCUGCUCAUGUUCCAGCUGCAAACUUACGACCACCGCUUUCAGCCUCUAAGCUCAAACGUAGUACAGCGGGAAAAGAUGGCAGCAGUACCUCGGACAUGCCUUCACCCAGGAGCAAACUGAGCACAUCUGAUGGUGCAAGUGCAGUUUCAGGAUCCCAGUCCAGAUCUGCUCUGUUCGCAGCUCCAGCAUCAGCCUCCAAACUGCCCGUGAAGUCCAAAUUACAGACCAAGAGCUCCAGCACUUCUCAGACAAAUGGAUAUCCAAAGCAAGACCAUGCUGAGCCCCCUGUGGGAACCUUGAGUAAACCUCCUCCUAACAGGACCACAUUGUUAAGGACCAAGCUGCAAUAUCCACCUACCAGGAGUGUAUCGUCAGGUUCAGAGAGGUCUUCAGGCAGUCCUCUGAAAACCCCUACUACAACCCGACCCAUGAGACCUGCUCCAACAGUUGACAAGAACAAGUCAAGGACGAGUUCCCGAAACCAGCAGCCCCCGACAAAUGCGCAACCGGAUCUGGUACCACCAGAGAGCAAGUCUAGAAAUGUGGAGUACUACAAAACUGUGUGUGAGAAGAAGAACCAGACCAUUCAACAGCUGGAAAACCUGCUCCGAUCCAACAACCGCAGGUUCGAGGCAGUUGCUGUGGUCAUAAAGCAUCUAUGUGCUGGGCAUGAGGAGACGAUGAAGCAGCGCAGGGAGCUGUCUCAGGAGCUGGUCACCUUGCGUGAGGAGCUGGUGAGCUCGGCUCACUCCUGUGAGCGUCUGGAGCAGGAGAAGGAGGAGCUGCGUGCUGCUUUUGAUGGAGUUCUACAGAAGGUCCAGGAGCAACACCGCUCAGACCUCACUGACCUCGAGGAGAGACUCAAGACCUUUUACUCCACUGAGUGGGAGAAGGUCCAUCAGACCUACCAGGAGGAGGCUGACAAUUGCAAAGCUCAGAUGGAGCAGCAGCUAAAAGAAUUGCGAGAAAAACACGAGGCUUUGAAGAAGGAGCUGGAAGUCAGCCAUAUGGAGGAGGUGGAUGGCCUUAAACUACAGUUUGAAGAGACUUUCAAAGAACUCAGACAGUCCCAUGAAAAGGAAAUGCAGACUUUCAAUGCAACACUGAAGGAAUCAGAGGACACGUUAUCUAAUCGAAUUCAGGAGCUCAUGAUGGAGAAUAACAACCUCAAAGAAAAACUAGAUGCUGAAGUGAAGAGAAGGAAGGCUCUGGCUGAGAAAACAGAGGACUCGCAUACUCUUUAUCUGGAGCAGGAGCUUGAAAGCCUUAAAGUAGUGUUGGACCUCAAGAACAAACAGAUCCAUGAACAGAACAAGAAACUCAUGCAGAUAGACAAACUGAUGGAGAGGAAUGUGAAGCUGGAUGAAUGUCUUAAGAAACUGCAACAGGAAAACGAGGACCUUAAAGCCAGAAUGGACAGACAUGCUGCUUUGUCAAGACAACUGUCCACAGAGCAGGCGGUUUUGCAGGAAACCCUCCAGAAGGAGUCCAAAGUGAACAAACGCCUAUCUAUGGAGAAUGAAGAGCUGCUCUGGAAGCUCCACAACGGUGAUCUGAGCAGCCCCCGUAAGGUCUCCCCUUCCCCGUCCCUGAAUCUCCAGUCACCGCGGAACUCUGCAGUGUUCUCCAGCCCUCCUGUCUCGCCCAGAUAACAAUGGCCUUCAGCUUCCAGGAAGCACUUUCAUACAGGACAGAGCACUUCCUGCAUGCUGAAGCUGGUCUGGACCAUGUCAAUGGCUCUCAAUAUGGAAUGGACUUUGUUGACUCUCUUGUACAGAUAAAAAAUAAAAAAAAUUGAAGACUAUAUUGCACAGAAGCACUCACCAAUGAGGUCACCCUCGUACUUUGCCUUUCACAUCAGACUAUGGAGGAAAAAAGAAAUAUCUCAGGGCUUGUAGAAGGUUUCUCUCAAAUGUAUGGGUUUUUUCCCCUCCUGAAUUGCUUUGUUCCCUGAAGGUCCUGACUU
Messenger RNA from Carassius carassius (crucian carp), 3858 nucleotides. RefSeq names its product microtubule associated tumor suppressor 1a (gene mtus1a). The record is from RefSeq and is a predicted model, not a curated record. Lineage: Eukaryota; Metazoa; Chordata; Actinopteri; Cypriniformes; Cyprinidae. Bases 266 to 3544 code for a protein of 1092 amino acids. Gene Ontology annotation, cellular component: nucleus; cytoplasm. The transcript is spliced from 15 exons. Gene Ontology annotation, molecular function: microtubule binding.